Molecule: messenger RNA, 1620 nt
Organism: Malus domestica (apple)
Lineage: Eukaryota; Viridiplantae; Streptophyta; Magnoliopsida; Rosales; Rosaceae
Product: probable serine/threonine-protein kinase WNK11
Biological process (GO): intracellular signal transduction; protein phosphorylation
Cellular component (GO): cytoplasm
Molecular function (GO): ATP binding; protein serine/threonine kinase activity
Source: RefSeq, a predicted model, not a curated record
CUGAAUAGAAAAAAAAAUAUUUGAUUUCAGAUUUUUCACACGAAACCGAUUCCCACCUUAACUCAACAAAAUAAGCAAAAUGAUUCUCCAGGAAACCAGUUAGAGCAAUUUUUAUAUAGAAAGUAGUAAUUUAAAUUAGUUCUACCUUCGUUUUAUAUAUAUCUUCUUAUCUUGACGAAUCCAAUCCUGAUAGAAAACUUUCUAGUAACGGCUCAAUGUUGUUUAGCAUCCCAAUUAAUUUUCACUAACCCUGCAUUAGUCAGGAUUGGCCAUCCCCACCUACUCCUCCAUGAACUCUCACAUCUCCUAUAUAUACGCCUCCUAAACCCAAUUCUUUUCAUUCCUCUACCUUUUAGUUGUUUCAAGUGAGUUUCUGCAGCAGAGAAUAGUUUCUGAUAGCUUAAAAGUACCCAUCUUUCUCUUUCUUCUCACUUUUCUUUAUUUUCAAUAAUCAAGAUCAAGAAAUUCAUCGAUCGGCAUACACGUUGUUAAUUUUGGCUAGUAGUAUUAUCAUGAUGCCGAGUGAAAACGAAGAUCAGUCCGACAAAGAACCAUUCAUAGAAAUCGACCCAACGGGCCGCUACGGCCGGUACAACGAGCUCCUAGGUUGCGGGGCUGUGAAAAAGGUGUACCGGGCUUUCGAUCAAGAGGAGGGCAUAGAGGUAGCAUGGAACCAAGUGAAGCUACGUAACUUUACCAACGAUCCUGCUAUGAUCGAGAGGCUCUACUCCGAGGUUCGGCUUCUGAGGUCGUUGACGAACAAGAACAUCAUCACUUUGUACAACGUGUGGCGGGACGCUGAGCAUAACACUCUCAAUUUUAUUACUGAGGUUUGUACAAGCGGGAAUUUGAGGGAGUACAGGAAGAAGCAUAAGCAUGUUUCGAUGAAGGCCUUGAAGAAGUGGUCAAAACAGAUCUUGGCAGGGUUGCGGUAUUUGCAUACUCAUGAACCUUGUGUUAUUCAUAGAGAUCUCAAUUGCAGCAAUGUCUUUAUCAAUGGGAAUGUUGGCCAGGUGAAGAUUGGUGAUUUGGGAUUGGCUGCUAUAGUGGGGAAGAACCAUUCAGCGCAUUCAGUGUUAGGGACCCCAGAAUUUAUGGCACCAGAGCUGUAUGAAGGAGAUUACACUGAGAUGGUGGACAUUUACUCAUUUGGUAUGUGUGUGCUUGAGAUGGUGACCUUGGAAAUACCCUAUAGUGAAUGUGACAAUGUUGCUAAAAUAUACAAGAAGGUAUCCUCAGGAGUAAGACCCCAGGCCUUGGACAAAAUCAAAGACCCGGAGGUGAGAGCGUUUGUUGACAAGUGCCUCACCCAGCCUAGAGCGAGACCUUCUGCCACUGAACUUCUCAAGGACGCGUUCUUUGAUGAAAUUGAAGACGACGAUAAUGAUCAAGACGUUUGACCAUGAGCACUCAUAACUAUCUAUGUCUUUAGGUUUGUGUAAUUGACCACUAAUGUGGAUUAGUGCUUUGAUUUUUAUUUUUAGCUUUUGUUCAAGCUGUACAUAGGGAUGUCAAUUCUAGUCAUUAAACCCGAUAACCGUGAAUAAUUGUCCGAAUUGAACGAAUUUGGGUAUGGAAGUUUGGGUAUAUUUUGGAUAUAAGGAAAAACCGUUUAUAUUA